AGGAGACGUGACGUCACGACAAUCACAUGGCUUGUGAUCAGCUGUCUGACUGAUUGCUGGCUUCCAGGUUGCGACUUCCGGGUUGUGAGUACGCCGCUCGCUCGCUCGCUCCCUCGCGGCUUCUUUGCUCAACAAAUCAGGGAUAUACUGUGAAAUUUGAAAGGACUUCACAUAUCGGGAAGGCUGAAAUUGGCAGUGUCAGGACCUUUCAAAUUCGACAAGGCGGAGUCGGUCGGGGCCGCAGCCAUGAACGUCUCGGACAGCGAGGACAGCGCCUACACGGAGCGCACGGCGCUCGUCCAAUCGGAGAAUCCGGCGGUGCCGUCCUACCGACCGGACCGGCGCCCGUCCCAAAGGGUAAACAUGGUUUUGCGUACAUUUUCUGCAGAGCAGUCAACUGCGACGGACGGACGGACGGGGAAGGAAGGUUUGCCGCCAUACACCAGGGCCACUAACGCGCCCUCCUGCCCCCUCCCACAGGGUGGCGAUGACGAGGAGCUGAGCCUCAAGUACGGCGCCAAGCACGUCAUCAUGCUCUUUGUGCCCGUCACGCUGUGCAUGCUGCUGGUGGUCGCCACCAUCAAGUCGGUGCACUUCUACAGCGACAAGACGGACCAGCAGCUCAUUUACACGCCGUUCACGGAGAACACGUCGUCGGUGGGUCGGCGCCUCCUCAACUCUGUCCUGAACGCCGUCGUCAUGAGCAGCGUCAUUGUGGUCAUGACCGUCUUCCUGGUCUUCUUGUACAAGUACCGCUGCUACAAGCUGAUCCACGGCUGGCUCAUCCUGUCUUCCCUCUUGCUGCUCUUCUGGUUCAGCUUCAUGUACCUCAGCGAGGUGCUCAAGACGUACAACGUGGCCAUGGACUACCCGACGGCUGGCGUGCUGAUCUGGAACUUUGGUGCGGUGGGCAUGACCUGCGUCCAUUGGAAGGGUCCGCUGCCGCUGCAGCAGGCCUACUUGAUCGUGGUCAGCGCGCUCAUGGCGCUCGUCUUUGUCAAGUACCUGCCCGAGUGGUCGGCCUGGCUCAUCCUGGCGUCCGUCUCCAUCUACGACUUGGUGGCCGUCCUAAGUCCAAAGGGUCCGCUGAGGAUGCUGGUGGAAACGGCGCAGGAGCGCAAUGAGCCCAUCUUCCCCGCCCUCAUCUACUCGUCCGCCAUGGCGUGGACUGUGGCGACAGCGAGUCCCGAGGACGGCGAGCCGGGACGAGAGGCAGAUGAGGAGGCGGAGCCGAGCAGCGAGGGUGCGGCGGAAGAGGAGCAGGAGGAGCGUGGUGUGAAACUCGGCCUGGGCGACUUCAUCUUCUACAGCGUCCUGGUAGGCAAAGCGGCGGCCAGCGGCGCCGACUGGAACACCACCGUGGCCUGCUUCGUCGCCAUCUUGAUCGGUCUGUGCGUGACGCUGUUACUGCUGGCCAUCUUCAAGAAAGCGCUGCCGGCGUUGCCCAUCUCCAUCGCCUUCGGCCUCAUCUUCUACUUUGCCACCGACUCGCUGGUGCGACCUUUCAUGGACGACCUGGCCGCGCACCACUUUUAUAUCUGACGGCAAGUCCGUCGGAGCGCACUUUGAGCCCCGGAAGCUUUUUCCCUUGGAGACGCGCCGGGCGGGCACGGUCCAAUAAAAAAAAAGCAGCUCUUGCUACCACUUUAA
Messenger RNA from Syngnathus typhle (broad-nosed pipefish), 1650 nucleotides. It is a transcript of the gene psen2, whose product is annotated as presenilin 2. Gene Ontology annotation, biological process: amyloid-beta metabolic process; calcium ion transport; amyloid precursor protein catabolic process. Gene Ontology annotation, molecular function: aspartic endopeptidase activity, intramembrane cleaving. Gene Ontology annotation, cellular component: lysosomal membrane; nucleus; Z disc. NCBI's taxonomy places the organism in Eukaryota, Metazoa, Chordata, Actinopteri, Syngnathiformes, Syngnathidae. The transcript is spliced from 11 exons. Bases 247 to 1542 code for a protein of 431 amino acids. The record is from RefSeq and is a predicted model, not a curated record.